This is a messenger RNA of Cuscuta campestris, 1296 nucleotides long. The record is from the annotation of a GenBank genome assembly. NCBI's taxonomy places the organism in Eukaryota, Viridiplantae, Streptophyta, Magnoliopsida, Solanales, Convolvulaceae.
AGCUAGCCGUCGAGACAAGGAUGCGGCGAGUAAGCGCCAUGAACCCCUGAAGGAAGGAUAAGGCGAGAGUGAGUCGCACGUGUCUGUGUUCAGCCGGAUGCGAGUGCCGAUCACGGGACGGUUGCAUGCCCGACACAGAAAAGUUCAACCGGAAAGGCCGAGUUCCCGGAUCGAGCAGCCCAUCCAGCAUCCGAUCCUAAGAGUGCCGCAGAGGACGCCCGGCGCGGUGGAUGGGGGCGCAGGCAGGUCGGGUGAUAAGCGCCUCGAUUGUCUCUUGCAAAGGCUUGACGCCUUAGAAAAAAGAAGCGGGCCGGGGCAUGUGGCCGAACCUAUGUUCAGACUCCGUUCUUCCUUCUCGGAGAGGAUUCUGAGGGCACCUUUUCCGAACAGCUUCCAGAUGCCACCGAUACUGAGGUAUGACGGAACUGCCGACCCGCAGGAGCAUUUCAACCGAUACCAAACCCUCAUGAACGUGGUGACGUUCUCUGAGGAGAUCGAUUCUUGGGAAGAUUUGGCGCGGAGGUUCCUAGUGCACUUCGCCAGCAACAGGAAGAAGAAGCUGCAUUUCUCGCAUCUCCUGUCGGUCAGGCAGAGGCAGGACGAGCCGUUGAGGGAAUUCCUGGCGAGGUGGAAGCUGGAAACCACCAGAGUUUACGGGGCAGAUGACAAAACCAGGUUGUCCACCUUUCAUCUGGUCCUACGAUCAGGUGACUUCUCCAAGCGCUUGGCCUUGGAGAAGCCAAGGGAGUAUGCCAUCGCGUUGGCCAUGGCAGAGGAUGAGGCCGAAGUAGAAGAGUUUCACAGAGCAGCUGGCCAUGACACGGACACUUGUAAGGUCCUCAAGAGGGAGAUCGAGAACUUGAUCCAGGCCGGGUACCUGAGGCAGUUCGUCAAAAAGAAGAACACCUGGCGCAAGGACGAUGGAAAGAAAAUCGGGGAUAACCGAGGGAAGAAACCAGCGGGGACCCAGCUGAAGAAGAGGAAGGAGAUAGGCCUUCCGAGUGAUGAGGAAGAAGAAAAUAACCCUAGACAGAAGAGGGUUGAAGAGAGCCGAAUGAUCUACGGCGGUAAAACUGCCUUAUUUCCUUUUUUGUAACGCCCAAAAAAACCUCAUAUUCUUUCUUGGAAAACUUUGAGUGGCUCAAAAUCAAUAUAAUCUUUCCUAUGUGCAUCACUUUUAACCACACAUUUUUACACUCGAAGUGUAUACUCCGUAUAAAAAUCACGAACUUUCUCACAUAAAUUAAAUAGUAGUCGUAAAUUACCCCUUGGUUCCCAUAAAUUGGAAACCAAUAU